This is a messenger RNA of Cylicocyclus nassatus, 557 nucleotides long. The record is from the annotation of a GenBank genome assembly. Lineage: Eukaryota; Metazoa; Nematoda; Chromadorea; Rhabditida; Strongylidae.
UAGUCAUUCUGGAUAGUCCUAUGUCUGAAGCAACUCUGUUUCAACCACUUUCUAGUCUAUAUAGUGUUCUUAUGCUCGAGGAGGUGAUAACUGUUAGUUUCAGUUGAUCAUCGAGGACUCUUGCACCAGAACAAAUGGCUGACGCAGGAGGAGAUGAAGUCAAAGUCCCAUCGGCUGCAGCACCAGCGGUUAUGGACGUGCAAGGGGCUUUGAAGGCUGUCCUUCGCUCAGCUAGCUUCGCCGAUGGACUGGCAAAGGGUCUCCAUGAGGCUGCAAAAGCCCUAGACAAGCGUGAGGCGCAUUUCUGCGUGCUCGCUGAGAACUGCGAUGAGCCAAUGUACGUGAAACUUGUGGAAGCCCUCUGCAAUGAGCAUAACAUUCCACUCAUCAAAGUUGCCGACAAGAAGAUCAUAGGCGAGUGGUGCGGACUGUGCAAAUACGACAAGGAAGGCAAGGCUCGCAAAGUUGUUGGAUGCUCCUGUGCAGUAGUCAAAGACUACGGUAAUGAAGAUCAAGGCAAACAAGUUUUGCAACAGUACUUUGACUCUAAGAAGUGA